CGCGCCCCGCGCCCCGCGCCCAGCUCCCCGCGCCGCCACCAUGGGGGCCUGCCUGGGGGCCUGCUCCGUGCUCAGCUGCGUGUCCUGCCUCUGCGGCUCUGCCCCCUGUGUCCUGUGUAGCUGCUGCCCCUCCAGCCCCAACUCCACCGUGACCCGUCUCAUCUUUACGGCCUUCCUCUUCCUGGGGGUCUUGGUGUCCAUCAUCAUGCUGAGCCCCAGCGUGGAGAGUCGGCUCCACAAGCUGCCGUGGGUGUGUGAGGAGGGGGCCACAACGACGCCCGUCAUCCUUCAGGGCCACAUCGACUGUGGCUCCCUGCUCGGCCACCGCGCCGUCUACCGCAUGUGCUUUGCAACGGCGGCCUUUUUCUUCCUCUUCACCCUGCUCAUGAUCUGCGUACGCAGCAGCCGGGACCCCAGGGCUGCCAUCCAGAACGGAUUUUGGUUUUUUAAGUUCCUGAUCCUCGUGGCCAUCACCGUGGGCGCAUUUUAUAUCCCUGAGGGCUCCUUCUCCAACAUCUGGUUCUACUUCGGUGUCGUGGGCUCUUUCCUCUUCACCCUCAUCCAGCUGGUGCUGCUUAUCGACUUCGCUCACUGCUGGAACCAGCGGUGGCUGUGCAAGGCCGAGGAGUGUGACUCCCGGGCCUGGUAUGCAGGCCUCUUCUUCUUCACCCUCCUCUUCUACACGCUGUCCAUCGCGGCCGUGACGUUGCUGUUCAUCUACUACACUCAUCCCGGCACCUGCUAUGAAGGCAAGGUCUUCAUCGGCCUCAAUCUCACUCUCUGCUUCUGCGUCUCCAUUGUCGCUGUCCUGCCCAAGGUCCAGGAAGCCCAGCCCAACUCGGGUCUGCUGCAGGCUUCGGUCAUCACGCUCUACACCAUGUUUGUCACCUGGCUUGCCCUGUCCAGUGUCCCCGACCAGAAAUGCAACCCCCACCUGCUGACCCGCUUCGGCAACGGGACGAUCCUGGCGGGCCCUGAUGGCUACGAGACUCACUGGUGGGAUGCCCCGAACAUCGUGGGACUCAUUGUCUUUAUCCUGUGCACGCUCUUCAUCGGGCUGCGCUCCUCGGACCACCGGCAGGUGAACAGCCUGAUGCAGACAGAGGAGGGCCCGUCGGCGCCAGAGAUCAUGCAGCAGCAGCAGGUGGUGGCAGAGUGCCGGGGCCAGGCCUUCGACAAUGAGCAGGACGGCGUCACCUACAGCUACUCCUUCUUCCACUUCUGCCUGGUGCUUGCGUCCCUGCACAUCAUGAUGACCCUUACCAACUGGUACAGACCCGGCGAGACCCGGAAGUUGAUCAGCACGUGGACCGCCGUGUGGGUGAAGAUCUGCGCCAGCUGGGCGGGGCUGCUCCUUUACCUGUGGACCCUGGUGGCCCCUCUCCUCCUGCCAAACCGGGAUUUCAGCUGAGGCGGCUCGCCCCACUGGUGCCUUGGGGCUCAGGGAGUCAGCCACGCUGAGCCCCUACCCCAGCCCACCUCCAGGAUUUGCUCUGGAGCUGGGCCCCCUGUUCUUAGUGCCUUUGGGGAUAGGGAACCUCAGACCCAAACCUGAGCCCCACCUUCCCACUGCCUCCAGACCACAGAGCUGCCUCUUCCUUACCCUUGUCUCCCAUCCCCUACACUCGCCCUCUUGGGAAAAAAGGGGCCCUUAUUUUCAGGCUCUCCGGGAGAGGGAUCCCAAGGAGACAAACCCUCAGAGCCACUCCCCAGGAUGGGGUACCCAGCACUGAGGCCCCGGGUGGCGCUGACCACAUCCCCCAGGGCGCGCCACCCCCUUCUGGGACUCCGUGCCUUACUGAGUCUCCACAACUUCGCGCAAUAAAGCAGCUAAUGUAUGUA
Messenger RNA from Neogale vison (American mink), 1842 nucleotides. RefSeq names its product serine incorporator 2 (gene SERINC2). Bases 41 to 1411 code for a protein of 456 amino acids. Gene Ontology annotation, cellular component: membrane. The record is from RefSeq and is a predicted model, not a curated record. The transcript has 10 exons. NCBI's taxonomy places the organism in Eukaryota, Metazoa, Chordata, Mammalia, Carnivora, Mustelidae.